Molecule: messenger RNA, 825 nt
Organism: Symbiodinium natans
Lineage: Eukaryota; Dinophyceae; Suessiales; Symbiodiniaceae
Source: the annotation of a GenBank genome assembly
AUGCAAGACGCUUACGAGAAGGCCGACGCGGAAGAUGACGACGAGGCAGAUAUGGACGAUGUGCGCAGCAAUGUGCCGACAGAGGCGUCACCACCCGCAUCACCACGAGCCGCCAAAACUGGUGAGGUCUCUGCCAGCCUGCAGCAAUUCCUCGAGGCCCACAGCGUUCUCAUCAUCAACGAGAAGGGAUUCGGCAAGAGGGUCCGCCUGUCUGAUGUCAAGCUUAGCAACCGCAACGCUGUUGGCCAGAAGUUGAGGCUGCAGGAAGAAUCGGAUGUGGCGGCCAUCUGCGUUGUCCCCAGCGAUGUGCUCCCCCAACUGCCUCCCAGACCUCGGGAUGCACCGACCCUGUACAAGGACUCCUUGGCCAAAGCGCGAGCAGAGGCAAUACAGGCAGCAGCAGCGAGAGGGGAGGAGGUGGAGGAUGAACCGGCCGAGGUGCCCUUCGACUGCCUCAGUGAAACGGCCCAGAAAGACUUUGUCGACCAACAACAGCGGGACGAGGAGGCCUUCAAGGCGGCGCGGGAAGCGCGCCAGGAGGCCGAGAAGGUGCUGAGGCCGAAGCUGGGGGCGGUGCUCCUCUGCACCUCAGGUGGCUUGGUGCUUCGCCUCCACAUCCUGCACGUUCGGGUGAUGAAGCGCCGGCAGAAAGCGACCUGCCUGAUGAAGGUGCCACGUUCUGACAAGCUGAUUUCGGCCUCCCUGCUGUCUGCAGUCGACCACGAAAGGGAUGACGCUGCGAUCGGCGAAGAGCAGGAGGAAGCUGCUCCGCAAGAGGCGGAGGAGGACGAGGCAGAUGAGGAUGACGACGAGGAGAACGAGUAG